Messenger RNA from Scylla paramamosain (green mud crab), 3522 nucleotides. Its product is annotated as tyrosine-protein kinase Btk-like. The record is from RefSeq and is a predicted model, not a curated record. The transcript has 3 exons. Bases 2335 to 3390 code for a protein of 351 amino acids. Lineage: Eukaryota; Metazoa; Arthropoda; Malacostraca; Decapoda; Portunidae.
UCACAUCACGCCGAGGGACUUUUCUGACAGGAAUCUUCGUCGCCUCAAACUUGUGGGAAUACUUAUCGUUUAAUUAUAAGUUUUGCUUCCAGUGUGUCUAUUUGAAUCUCAGCUGGAGUUUGUUUGGGCAGAGAGAGAGAGAGAGAGAGAGAGAGAGAGAGAGAGAGAGAGAGAGAGAGAGAGAGAGAGAGAGAGAGAGAGAGAGUAUUGUGCUAUUCAUAUCUUCCUCUUUAUUUUGGUCUCAGUACACUUUUCUUCAAUGACUUUCUAUUUCCAUACCAUCUCUGCAAACUCGUAUUGUACAAUGUUGUGUAUUCUGUAGUUACUUUCUGUGUUUUUAUCAUUUGAAUACGAUAAUCUUUUCUGCUUGUAUGUCUGUCUGUGUGUAUCAUCAUUUGUCUAAUUUAUCCUCCUCCUCCUCCUUUUCCUACUCCUCCUCCUCCUCCUCCUCCUCCUCUUUUGACAUGGCCUGUUGCAUGCGUGCUUGAGUCUGGGGUUGGUGAGAGUGUAUGAAUAAUGAGGAGAGGGAAAGUAUACGGCGGAAUGGAGGGAUGGAGUAGAAAGGAGGUGAAGGAGGGGAGAGUGAGACAGGAGGCGUGGCACUGUUUGAAUGGAGCAUAUUUUGUGAGGCUUAGGGGUACGAGAGAGAGAGAGAGAGAGAGAGAGAGAGAGAGAGAGAGAGAGAGAGAGAGAGAGAGAGAGAGAGAGAGAGAGAGAGAGAGAGAGAGAGAGAGAGAGAGAGUCUGAAUGCAAAAGAAGGAUUGGUUGUGUUGAAAAGGUUCCUGGUUUGUGUGUGUGUGUGUGUGUGUGUGUGUGUGUGUGUGUGUGUGUGUGUGUGUGUGUGUGUGUGUGUGUGUGGUAGACGUAUAUUGAAGGACAGUAUAAAUAGAAGCAUAUCUUUGGUACUUACUCGUAUUAUAUGAAAAGAGUGAAGGUGGUAGUGGUGGUGGUGGUGGUGAUGGUGGUGGUGAUGGUGGUAGUGUGAGUGGAAGUGGAGUUAGUGCCUGGCCAAUACCUACACCUCCACUUCUGCACCGGGUCUUCUCUCCACCUUCCCUCCACCUUUCUCUCCCCUCCUGGCCUGUGGUGUGUGGUGGCCGAGGCUUCCCGGCGGUGCACACUCCCGGUUCACUGCGAAGAAAGGAAUGAUGGUGACGAAAUGUGAUGGUGGCGGUAGUGAUUAGAUUUGUAUUUGUAUUUGUAAAAGAUUUUGUGCACUGUUGUUGUUUUCUGUGUCUUUGUCGUUAAAGUACAGUAACUUUUCCUGUUUGUUUGUUUGUGUGUCAGUAUCAUAAUUUGUCUUGCUUGUCCUCUUAAUUAACACAACACUCUUAUAAAAGUAUUUGAAGAUAUUUGUUUUUAUUUUGGUGUUGAUAUUAGUUACAUAGGCGAGUGUGAGCGGCAGCGAGGGAUGGACGUAGGGGCGUAUUAAUGAGCGGGGAACGGAAGGUGGAUGCGUGUGUGGAGGCGUGUUUGGAUGAUCAUUGGUGUGUGUUUCCCCUAGACUUGUCACCAUAGUAAUAUUUUAUAUGGGAAUUUUUAUAUUGGUCGAUAAAUUACGUACAGUUUAUUAAAAGAAAGUAACAAAUGUAUAUGAUUAAAGUCUUCACUGGGAUGUUUUAUAAGUUUUUAGGUGACCUCUGGGACGUAAGAGCGAUGUGGACGAGGAGUGGAGAAUGUCAUGAGGUGUUGUGAAUAAAACAAACACCAGCCGUCUGAGGUGAUCACGGUGGAUAUAGUGUUGUAUAGCGUGGGGCUGCGGUGUGUGGAUGUGGUGGCAGGAGCGUGAUAGAGGCGGGUGGUGAGGGUGGGGAGAGGGGCUGGAUGGGCUGGUGGGGCUGGGGCGCGAUGGGUGGCUCCUGUGUUGUGAACGGCUCACGUGGCAACUCUUUCCUCGCUCACGACGGCUGUUCACUGGAGUCUGUGAUCUUUGCUGUCAGUGGCAGUGCUCCCUCUGUAGCGUGGCGUGUCCCGGCAGGUGUGUUUCUCUGGCAUGGCAAGGGCGUGUCAGUGUUGGUGUCACGCCACAGAGAGUAUGAUGGCAGUGAGCGGCACACGAGAAGCUGUGGUGUGGAGGGGAGGCCACGUGUGAGCGAAACUUUACGUAAAGCUUCGCACGGCGUUCAGCUCAGCGUGCGGGAGGCGCCGCGUGUACCUGUCUUCUCAUCCAGUGGUGGACAGAAGGCGGUGGAGUUGACAUCGGGACUUCUCCGUCGGUGCCGCGAGUUUUAGCAAACUUGUUACCAUCCUGUGGUGGAAACUUUUUUGAGCCGUGUACAUCGUUGCUGGUCCGAUGAGCAAGCUGAAAGCUGGAGUGUCCGUGGGCUGAAGUGGAUGUUGCUCACCACGAGUGACGCCACGCACCAGUUGUAUAGUGAGGAACCACCACUUCCUCGCCACCCACUCCCCGCCAUGUCGGACUUCAUCGCCGAGGCCUUGGCGUGGCCUGGAGGGCCCCUGCCGCCGCCCCUGCCGCCGCCCAUCACUCUCGUGCCGGUCCAAGAGUCCACCCACUCUUCAUGGCGCCUCCCGAGGGGCGCGCGUGUGGUGCCUCGACCAUCGUUCCGAAAUGUACACGGUGCCACCUUCUCGUGUCGCACCAUCAGUGGUGUGCCGCGCCGUCGUAGGCCUGGCGUGGCGGCGGCAUGGGGCACAGUGGACCCCCUGGCUCCCAUAGGGACUGUAAAGAGUAGUGAACUGGGCCAGGAGCCGCCCCUUGUGACGCUCCAUGUCAACAACCAAAGCUGUGCUGCCUCGGGGUCUGAGGCUUUCUUCAACCUGAUGCAGCACGGCGGCCGGCGGGGCACUGCCAUAUCCCGCUCCUCCUCCUGCGUGUCUGCCUUCAGCCGCGGGUCGUACAACCUGCACGGCUACGGCCCGCCCACCCCGCCCGUGGUGUCCCCCACACACCUGUCUCUGGUGCGGCGCCCCAGCAAUGUGGUGCCUGGGCGGCGUGUUGGCCGGAGUUUCAGCACGGCGCCUGGGGACGGGUCAUGUUACGGGGCGGGGGGGCCUCGCGUAGCAGGGCGCCGGCCACCGAGGCAGCCAAUUUUCCCAGCGGUGCCUGAGCAGCACCUGUAUCACCAGAACCUGGUGCGUCACCAGCCCGCGGCGCUGCACAAGACUUUUACUCCUAUGGAACGAAGUGACGCGCUGGACAAUGACAAGCAGUGUGUGGCCCCGCGCGGGAACUCUCCCCGCCCUUGCCGCCGCGCAUCUCGUCCCCGCCGCUGGAGCCGCUGGGAUGGACGGCCCGCGACACAGACACCCCCGCGUGUGCGUGUGAGCCGUGUGGGCUGGGCGUGCUUGUUAGCCGCGCCUACAAGACGGUGUUCAGAGCAGCCUCCAACUGUAUGUUUCGUCGCUCCAAAGGGCAGUUUGACCUCAUGACGACGCCAGGUGAGUGUCCGCCGCUGUCUUCUCAUGCUGCAUCUCUCUCUCACUGGCUGCCUUUUCGUGUUGACCUUUGCCCUUUUGGCACCGGGGUCUGCUCGUCCUGUUGUUUCCUUUGUAUUAUAAUCA